GGUUUUGGGCUAUUAAACGCUGCAUCGUCCCUGUUCGCCAUUUUGGAUUGGAGUUGGGGGAGUCGACCUUUGAACUAAUUGUCAGAAAUCUGCCUCCAUCCGUCCCUGCAAAAUUCACAAGAACAAACUCAUCUUACUAAAAUACAGAACCCAUAAGGACGGGCCGAGGGAGCGGACCGUUCCCUGGGUGCAGUGCAGCAAAGUGCUCAAUGACUUCUCCUCGUCAGCAUGUCCACGGUUUCGGGGCUACCUUCAAAGGGGGAGAAAGGAAAGCCAAAGUAUCUGGCAUUGGACAUAAAUAAUAUCUACAAGGGAAAAAGCUUAGAGAACCCUAAAACCUCGGCGGCCCCCAAACAUGGCUUGCAGUCAUUGGGGAAAGUUGGUGCGGGGAGGCGUAUGCCACCUCCUGUCAACCUUCCAAGUCUAAAAAGCGAGAACAGUGGAAACAAUCCUAAUAUCAGCUUAGUUCCAAGUGGAGGUCAAGGAUGGGGGAGUGCAGGAAAAGAGAAAGGAAAGUCGCCCGAAGAAAACAGCAGUGGCCCACAGCAGCAGUCGCAACACUCACAAUCACCUACUUCGCAUUCACAAGGACCGCCUGCAUCAAAGCAACCACAGCAGCCGCAGCCGCAGCUGCAGCUGCAGCCGCCGCAACAGCAGCAGCAGCAGCCGCCGCCGCCACCGCAGCAGCAACAGGCACCAGUCGCAACAAGCACCUGUGCUACGGGGGGUCUGGGAAGCGGGGCAACUGUUGGGGUAGGCGUUGGCAGCAGCGCUGGCGUCAAGACCUGGAGCAGCGUGACAUCCAGCCAAGAGGGUGGUGGUCCAGAACGCAACUUCUUGGGCCAUCAGUCGCCAUUUUUUCCUCAGGAAUUCCCCAAGCUAGCUGGUGGCGAUGUGCCCAUCGACGGGACCCAGAGGUCGGCGACAGACUCUCAGUAUGGGCCUGGCCCCAGCCUGAGACCGCAGAUGGAAGGGACCUGGAGCCGGGGCACACUGCAGCAGCAGCAGCCGCCGCAACAGCCGCAGCAGCAGGCUCCGGGGGGCGGCAGUGGAGGGGGUGGUGGCGGGCAGGGCUCUGGCCCACCCGGCGGCCUGCCUCCGAGCAGUGGCAGUGGCGUGAACGGACAAGCAUCGUUUGCACCUCCGCCAAGGGGAGCCCUCCCCUCAGGUGUGCCGCCCGGUGGUGGACCUCCUCCUUCACCAGCACAGCCCUCCUAUAGGCAGCAGGCGGUGCCACCUUUUGUACAGGUUUAUGGACGUGGAUUUCCUGGAAACUAUGCCCCAAGCUACUCUGGUGUGCCUGGAGGUGCUCGCCCACCCUAUGCUUACUCAGAUAGUAGGGUUCGAGGCAUGAGAAGUGCUCCUGAUGAGGACGGCUACCAGCGGCCUGCAAUCAUCAGUGAAAAAGACCUUAAAGGAUUCGAUGAAAUUCUUCAAAAUGACUCCCAAGAUGGCUGGGCAGCUGCAAAGGGAGACAUUGACUACAAUGCUAAGCUGGUGUUCAGUGACGAAGAUGAUGCUGGGGGCACCAGUAGGGGUGCAGCUUCCAAAGGGUCUGACAUUAUGCCAGUGUCUGAAAGUGGCAAGCCUGUGGCCAUGAAGGGUUCCGACAAAGGCGAGUGUAGGCCUCCGGGACCAGCAGGACCGAAGCUUCCCCCAAGCCGCAGUCGGGAGCCUGGCUGGGAUGCGUCGUCUGGGCAACAGCCAGGCCAGCAGCGUGCUGGCCGAGAGCCACCUCCUACACAGGCCUCUGCUUACAUGGACAGGGAGGAACGUGGGCGCAAGGCGUGGGGUGCCCCAGGGAGUGCCGAGCUGCAGCCUCAGCCUUCACCGCUGUCGCAGCAGUCCCAGCAGGCCCCACCUGCACAGGCAGCCCCUGUGCGCCAGUGGCCGCAAUCCCCACCGGGGCCACCACCUCCCACAGCUGCGGCACCCCGUGCUGCAACUGGUGCAACCCCAACCUUGGACUAUCUAGCCAGGGGCACCCCUCCCACUGCUGCAACACCACCUGCCAUGGCGGCUGCUAACUUCCCCACAGGACGUGUAGGCCCUCCUAUGCCCCCCCAGCAACCGUCGCACCAUUCUGGAUUUGGUGUCGGCCCAGUGACACCAUCUCGAGGUGCUAGUCGCCCAGGCCUUGACCAGCUGACUGGUGACGAGGAAGAACUGUGGCGGCAGCGACGGCAGCAGCAGAAUGAUGAGAUGGCGGUGACUGUGGAGCGCACCAGACAGCGCAGAGAAGAGGAGGAGAAGCGUUACGAGCAAAUCAAGCAGUCCUCCGCCGCCACGGCUGCUGCCGCCAACGCUGCCGGCCAGCAACAGCAGCAACCGCAGCAACCGCAGCAGCAGCAGCAGCAGCAGCCCAGUGUGCCUGAUGAGUCCACACCUGUGCCUGCUGAAAAGGAAGACCUGGAUCAGCGCUCGUGCCAUUCAAGCGAGAGCCGGGAGGAUGUCCGAGGAGGCACGCUGCUGCCUAGUCGUGAGAGGCCAGAUUUUAGGCAGCAGUCGUCGAGUGGAUACCAGCAGAAUUAUCAGCGGCCAUUCAAGAAUAUGCCUCCACGAUUUCUCAAGAAGGCUGAAAUGCAGCGUCAGCAGCAGCUACGUCAGCAGCAGCAGCAGCAACAGCAGCAACAGCAGCAGCAGCAGCAGCAGCAGCAGCAGCAGCAGCAGCAGCAGCAGCAGCAGCAACAACAGCAGCAGCAGCAGCAGCAACAACAACAGCAGCUGCAGCAGCCACAGCAGCAGCAGCAGCAGCCACAACAGCAGCCACAGCAACAACCACAGCAACAACCACAGCAACAGCCGCAGCAACAGCCACCGCAAACAAGUGCUGGCAUGGCUCCACCGCAGACCUCCUCAAGUGUGGGAGGCAUGGGCGGUGUGAGUUAUGACCCUCGUUGGGUGGCCAUGGGAGCUGGAGGACCCUACCUGGGUCAACUGGGCAUGGGCCCUUUGAAAGCUCUCGGUGGCCAGCGUCCCCCAGAGCCAGAGGGGGGCUCCUCCUACCCCAGUGCCGAGGAUCGGCCCUAUGAGGCUCGGGAAGCUCGGCCACUGGAGUGCUGGCCUCCUGGGGCUGGACGUCCUGCUCCCCCACAGGCAGACCGGCCCCCACAGGCUCUGGCUCCACCCAUGGCACCGCCACAUGUGCCGCCAGGUGGCCCAUAUGACAGCUGGCGACCAUCUGUGGCACCUGUGUACUAUGGUGGCCAGGUUGCCGACUUCGGCAGGAAUGCUCCCAGCUACGAGCAGCGGUUGGAUUUCCCUCCAAAAAGGGCAGACAAAGAGGAUGUGCCUUUUGACUGCCGCUCACGUGGGGAUUCGUUUAGAAAAGAGAGAGACUUCGAGGACAAACAGCAGCGUGAAAAACGUGAGAGAGAUACUAUGGGAGCCUGGUCCAGCACAAGAGAGUACGAUCAGAGAGUGGCAAGAGAUAAAUGGGAGCGAGAGACUCAGCCCUCAAGACCGGAUAGCAGGGACAGUCGUACAAGUAGAGAUUCCCUUAGGGAUGAGAGGGCUAUGCCUCCCGCUGAUCAACGGCAAGAGAUGCCAUUGCAGCAAAUGGAGCCGCACCGUCUAGCGCCUGAGCGGGGGAAGGAUAAACCGCAGGUGCCUGAUUGGUCUGACACUCCGUACUCUGCCACUGGCGAAAGUAAGAGGCGUGAUUGGCACACACACCACCCACCUCCUGUGACUCAGCAGCAGUUGGACAGCGCAGGUCCAAGCAAGAAGAAUUUCGUGCCACUGCGACGGGGGGGAGUUGCAAAGGAUGACGGGAAGGACGAUAUCAAGGAAGGAAAGGUUGACGACAAUUCCCGCGCAGAUGAGGAAAAAGCAAAGGAUGCUUGCAAAAAAGAUGAUACAGAGAAACGUGCACCAGCAUCUCGUUCUCGCGGUGGAAGUGGGGGAAGAUUCGAGGCCAACAGGGGCCGUGGUGGUCGUGGUGGUAAUGGCUACAGCGGUGGCAAUGUGGGUUACAGGGGUCGCAGCCGGGAGUACCGUCGCAGCCGGACUGAACGUGGGCCCCGCUUUGACCGCAAAAAGGAUGAUGGUAGCGAGGAAAGCUCUGGUGUUGAAGAGGAGAGGCCUGCCAAUCGGUUGCGGCCCAAGGAGGAGGAGAGUGAAGGGUCUGAGGAGGCCUGCCCGGAUUCUGACCGGAAAAAUAGGACAGUAAAAGAAACUGGUCGUGCUCGCGAGCCUCGCCGAGAUGAGGCUAAGAACAAGGAAGAGAAAAGCGCCUUCUCUCCUCGAGGGGAGCCUUCACGCCGAGGUCGUGGAGGUGCAAUUUCAUUAGGCCGAAGCUCAAGAGGUCGAUACCAAGCUGGCGGUUAUGGGCCGCCUACCUUGAAAGCACCGUUUGGCAAACCAGAGGAAGGUAACAAGGAGGAAGAAGCAAGUAAGGAAGGGUCUUCAACCCAGGGAAGCAAGCCGCGGUCUAAUAGUAGUCGUCCAGUUGUAAGGCGCCCUAAUCGCAUGGAGCCACUGCCACCACGCUUUCAAAAGAACCAGCCUCGCAGACAAGAGAACCCUGAAAGGAACAAAGGAAGAGGUGGUCGUGGUGCAGGCCCAAGUAAGGAUGCCCUGUCUGAUGUGGCCAAUGAAGACUGGGAAACUGCUUCUGAGAGCAGUGACGUGGCAGAUAGACGUGGCCUCGAUGAUGGUGUGCGCCAACAAUCAUCGGGUUCCAAAAAGGGCCCACCCACUAGCUCGAAGGCCCCCGGUAGUGGUCAGGAACGACGCCGUUCAGGCGGGGAAGUACGCCGAGGUGGAGGUGGAGUGCCUGGAGACCGUAAUGGUCGAGGCCCUGUGCAACGCAGAGACUCUGGGGGUGGCGGGCCACCUGCCAGAAUGGGCCGUGGGAGUGGCUCCCGGCCAGGAGGCCGAUCACGCCAACAGCAGCAGCAGCGGCCAGGAGACGUGAGUGCGAAGGGGGAGCCUUCGCCAGCCACCCUUGUGUAUCGAGUGGAUGAAGUGAAGCUGCAGGACCCAGUGGGAGUUCAGGCUGCCCUUACUGACCUUGGUAACAGAAAACACAUGAAGAAAUCGGAGCAAGGGCAAUCAAAUGCAAAACUUGAAAAAGAGAAACCGAAUGCUCUUGAAGGUAUUGACCUAAGCAACUAUGCCAGUGUCGUCGUUAUAGAUGACCACCCAGCCGUGACUGAUCCUUCUUUAUGCGAUGCUGAUGAGGGCGACUUUCAAGAAGUAACCUCAAAGAAACGUCACAAGACUUUGGCUGAUGGAGACUCCAAGAAAAAAAAAGAGACAAGAAGUAAAACCAGUGUACACGGUCGUCAAAACAAGCUUCCUCCUCGUCUAAUUAAAAAGCGAGAAUCUGAUCGCUUGUUUUCUUCGAAGACUGAGUGUCAACUACCCGCAAAAACUGAGGGAGGUGCCACAGACUCUGUUGAUGCCUCCAUUACGAAGACUCAGUCGCAUUCUACCUUUAGUACAAAAGAACUGGCUCCAACGGGGGUUCUUCGACCUAUGGUGAAUGCGUGGGAAAAGCCUAUCACUCAUGCUCUGCGGGGAGGCAGCCCUCCGUCAGCUGCCCCACAGUCGGUUACUUCUCCGGCAGUGUCAUCUGCAGAUGUCCUUGUGUCCUCCAAAUCGAGCAGCUUUGACAGAAGUAGUGAUCAGCAUGACAGUGGCAUUGACGUGAGCGACCAGCCAGCCUCAGCAGCAUCGUCUCAGCGCUCUUCACCCAGUAAUGAUGGCAAAGCCCCACUGCUUGGGACCACCCCCAAAGGCUUGGCCGUCAUGCCUGUUGGUGUGCCACCUUCUGCUGGGACGCGUGACCAUGCUUACAUUAAGGCUGUGGGCGUGGACUCCGGCAAGCCUAUGGGCACUGUCAUAUUUGAAAACAAAAACUUCAAAGCAGAAAAUGCAGCUCUGGACAAGUUCGAGUUGCAAACCAAGUCACAGGAACCAGGCAGUUCAAAUGCUCCCAUGCUGGCAGCAGUUGCUUCAAAGGCACCAAACGACACUGUUGAGCCUAGCAAAUGCAAGGGAGAAGACAGUGGAGACAUGAAGCUGGACUUCACAUUUGACCCUGAAUUGGCCCCGUUUGGUGACGAGAAGCAAGCCAAGCACAUAGCUAUCACACGUUCCCUGUCCAGUGAAAUCACUUCUGCCAACUCUCCCAUUUCACCUUCUACGGAUGAUCUGAAUCUGAAAAUUGCAUCUGUAAAGAAGGUCUGGGAGAAUGUGGGGCCCCUGCCAACAGUGCUGGAGCACGGUGCAGUCUCGGUUGCGGGGGACGACACUGGCAGUGCUGCAGUACAGGCUCCAAGCUUUGGCUCCUUUGGAGGCUCUGCUUCAGCUGACACUUCUUUUGCUACAAGCAGCACGGCAACCGAAAGCAUGGUUCAGCAGGGUCAAACAGAGUCAACACAGGCAACUAGUGAAGCUGCCUUUGGCUCUGUGUCUCCACUAAAGCCAGCUACGCCGUCCUCCCUCUCGCACCAUGUGGCAUCGGCAGUAGGUUCUGGCCAUCAGCACACUGCCAGUGGUCACCAUCACCACCACCACCACCACCACCACAACCACCAUCACCACCAGCCGCAGGCUCAGCAACAGCCACCAGUGCAGCCUCAGCAGCAUUUGUCUUUGGCAGCCCACCAUCAUCAUUCACAGGCAGCACAGGCCCAUGGUUGCUUGCAGGCAUCGCAGCAGCAGCAGCAGGCACUGAUGCGACAAACUCACCAGGCACACACUAUGCUGGAUCAGCAAAACUUGUCCAAGGUGAGGGCCCUGCAUGCACUGAGCCCGCCGCCAACAGCAGCGGCCUCGUCUUUGGCUGGUUUGGACGUACGGGCCAUGGCAAACCUUCAGGUGGCAGGCAUGCCCCAGGCAGUAGCCAGUCCUCCUGCUGCCUUGCUUUUCACAAGCACCCAGCAGAUUACUCAGCCAGCGGCACUCUACCAGACGCUGCUUCAAGACCCUGUGCCACGUCCUGUGGCCCACCAGUUUUCACAGGCCACACAUGGCUAUCCAGCUCCCCCACCUUUGGGGUCCUACCAGAGCUUCAACCAAGGGGGCAUGUAUGUGCCCCCUCCGCAAGCCCACUCGGGGCCUGACAUGUUUGCUGCCACUGGAGCAGCUCUGCGGCUGCAGCCAACAUACCAGGCAGGGCCGCCUGUGCCUACAAGCCAGGUGCUGGGCCAGCAAAGCCUGCCAACUGCGCAGCAGCUGCUGGGAUCUGGCCGGGCGGCUCCUGGAGGGGCACCUCUGGGUACCUCGUAUUACCCAUCCCAGGGCGGCUACUACCCGUCUCAGCAGCAGAACCAGGCGCUGGCCUUUGGCUCGCAGCCACCCCUUCAUCGCACCUACCACCCACCGCCCUUCAAGUCUCUGGAGCUCGCCACUGAGUUUGGUGCCACGCCACCGCCAAAGGCCCAGGCAAGCAAGGCCUUUACCCCUGGAUCACCCUUUGCCUUUGGCCAGGGCCGGCAGUCUGCACCACCCACUGCAGCCACCACGGGAACAACUCCCCCGGGGAACUCCUUGCGGCCACCUGUGCAAGUGCUGCCGCUGCCUCCAAACCUGGUACGAGGCACCCCGCCAACAGCGCCCACCAAGUAUCCUGCACCCAUUCAAAGGCCCCAACAGGGUCUGACGCUGACCUCUACACAGCAGCCCCGGGGCCCAACUGCACCUGCUCUGCGAGCUCAGCAGCCACCAGCACGUCAACUGCCCACCAGUGACCAGCAGGCCAAGCAGCAGGCUGAGGCGGUCAAACAAGCACAGUUAUUCUUUGCCCAGUCCAAGCCAACAGUCCCCGAGCCAACCACCGAAGAUGGCCUGGUGGUCAACGAAAGCUCCGACGACAAAGCUCUGCCCCCCAAGGAGGCAGCCGAGGAGUGAGGCCCACCUGCUGGGCUAGGACUGGCCGGCGCCUGUACGGCCCUCACCGCCGCUUGGUUGUCUCUGGGAAAUCAUGUGCUGACUUGCCUAUUCUCUUCUUUGCCUACACUGUCCCCGCCUCCCGUAAAGAACUCAUCUGGUCCAUGGUUUAAUAAAUGUGGUCUCCCCCUAACCCCUUUUUUUACUUUUCGGUCUCCUGUUGCCUUCAGCAAGGCAUCAAGGAUCUGAAUUCAUUUUUUUACAUGUGUGCCGACAUGGGGGCAGUGGGCGAACAAGGGAAUUCUCUGUGUGUGAGCAUGUGUGUGUAAGUGUACAAUGCUGCUGCUGAUUCAUAGCCCCCUUCUCUGUCUGAGAGUUUUUGUCCAUUUCGGAAAAGGGUAAUGAAAUUGGUCUGGCGAGCUUUGGAUAAGUAUAAAUAUUAUACAUAUGUAUAACAAGUGUGUAAACUGCCUGUACUGUAGCUGAUCGUGUUUUUGUGGGCAGGCUUCUUCUGCCAUGUUUUUUUUUUUUUUUUUCCCUCUGAUGAAAAACAUUUUCGACUUACUUUCCCAAGGGCCUUUUAAUUUGUGCCCAAGUUUUGUGGAUCCUCCCCAAAACAUGUUUGCCUCCUUCCUGUGGUUGAAUGUGUCUUUUUGAGUCUGUAUUUCUGUCAACCUGGUGGUGACAAAUGUGGUCAGUGGGAACCAACACCAUUGGUUCUUCCCCUAUUGCGUAGGAAACUGAACCAAAAUGGUUUCCGUUCACGCCUCGAGCGCUUCUUGUGUAAUACUUGUGGUGUACUUUUGCUCUUAAUUUAUAUACACCCAUAUGGGAGGAGGAGGAGGAGGCAGGAUCUGUUUUACCAGGCAUACUGUAGGGGAUUCCCAUGCCUUGUUUUUUGAGAAUGGCUUUUUAAUUGUGUAAUGUUGCAAAGGAGCAUGCACUUCUGAAAUUGUGGCUGCGGUAUUUGAAGGACUAGUUUGUAAGAGAAAAGAAAAGCAUUCUUGAUGGUGUUGAAAAAUGCUGUGUGUGGUAUAAACAGCCAAUGGGUGCACAAUGUACAUUUGAGAAUGAUGUGACAACUCUUCAGUUUAUGCUGUGUAAUUAGUGUCUAUAACGGUAAUAAACUGCCACCAAGUUUCGGAUUGGGUGUUGUCACCAUGGAAGUGUUGUGCAGUCAUUUGCCAUGCAGCAGGCUGAUAUCUGUGGCAAUGUGGUGUCCAUUGAAUUUCGGGGAAAAAGCACCUGUGCUUUGAUAUUUUUUCUCCCUUUUUUUUCUUUUUAAAGGUUGUGUGGUGGUUUGUCAUUUGUCAGUUAGCAUUGCGCUGCAUUUAAGUUUGUGUGGACUCUAUUACCUUGAAGGUAUAGUUCAGUGUAGGCGCUGGAAGCCAUGUGAUUCAUCUAGGAUCUGUGUGGCUGUCGUAUAUCCUUCCCCUUCUCCUCCAUUUUUUUCCCUGAGAUGCAGGCACAAGUGUCAUUCUGUGCAUUUCUGCCGCCUCGAUUAUUUUCUAUUGAAAAUGUGAUGGGCACUUCAUUGUAUGAGGAGAGUUGCUGUAUGUAGUUUUCUGCAAUAAAGCACUAAGGAUUAUG
This is a messenger RNA of Dermacentor andersoni, 9429 nucleotides long. RefSeq lists its product as uncharacterized. The record is from RefSeq and is a predicted model, not a curated record. Gene Ontology annotation, biological process: cell differentiation. NCBI's taxonomy places the organism in Eukaryota, Metazoa, Arthropoda, Arachnida, Ixodida, Ixodidae.